Molecule: messenger RNA, 851 nt
Organism: Apaloderma vittatum (bar-tailed trogon)
Lineage: Eukaryota; Metazoa; Chordata; Aves; Trogoniformes; Trogonidae
Product: cytochrome P450 2J2-like
Exons: 6
Biological process (GO): xenobiotic metabolic process
Cellular component (GO): cytoplasm; intracellular membrane-bounded organelle
Molecular function (GO): iron ion binding; oxidoreductase activity, acting on paired donors, with incorporation or reduction of molecular oxygen, reduced flavin or flavoprotein as one donor, and incorporation of one atom of oxygen; heme binding
Source: RefSeq, a predicted model, not a curated record
CUAUUGCAAAUGAAACUCCUUUUAUUCAUUUCCUCGUUGUUUCCCAGCUUACUGAAAAAUAUGGAGACAUCUUCAGCAUGCAGAUGGGCAGCAUGUCAUUUGUGUUCGUAAGUGGGCUGCAGAUGGCUAAGGAAGUUCUUGUAAACCAAUGGGAAAACUUCAUGGAUCGACCUGAAACUCCUGUUAACAAGGAGCUUUUCAGCAAGACAGGUGAGUUGUCCCUCAGCACACAGAUGUCAGCUGUGAGGUCAAGGCUCACCUUGACCACCCUCCGAAAUUUCGGCUUGGGGAAGAGGAGCCUGGAGGAGCGCAUCCAGGAGGAGUGCCGAUGCCUCGUGGAUGUGUUUCAGGAUGAGCAGGGGGAUCCUUUCAACCCUCACUUCAAAAUCACUAACGCCGUUGCAAACAUCAUUUGCUCCAUCACCUUUGGCAAUCGGUUUGACUACUACAACGAGGACUUCCAAAAACUGCUGCAGCUGAUGGAUGAGACGAUUAAGCUCCAAGCGAGUAUCAUGAGCCAGGUUUACAAUUUUUUCCCAUCGAUUAUAAAGUUCCUCCCUGGAUCCCACCAAACUGCUUUUAAAAACGGGAGGUUGUUGAAAAACUUUGUGAAAGAGAAGAUCGACAAACACAAGGAGGACUGGAACCCCUCAGAGAGCCGGGACUUCAUCGACAGCUACCUGCAGGAGAUAGCCAAGGACAAUGGCGUUGGCAGCUUGCAGGAGGAAAACCUUGUGGUGUGUGUGCUCGACCUUCUGUUUGCUGGGACUGAGACCACUUCUGUAACGCUCCGCUGGGCUCUGCUGUUUAUGGCCACUUACCAAGAAAUUCAAGCCCGUGUGCAAGCCGAG